GUUCGAUCAUAGGGUUUUUCGAAAAAUGGUGAAGACGAACAAAUCAAAGAGCGCGGAGCGUGUAGGCAAGGGCAAAGUGACUCCGAUGCAAGUCGCCUUCCUCGUGGAUCGAUACCUUUGCGAUAACCGCUUCUUGGAGACCAGAUCCAUCUUCAGAUCAGAAGCUUCUUCUCUCAUCUCCAAAUCCCCUCUUCGCGAAGUUCCGUACAGUUUGAUACCUUUGGAUGAUAUUUUGAACGAAUACAUAAGCCUCAAGGAGCAGAAAGUCAUUGUAGAUCAAGAGAAAGCUAGACUUGAUUUAGAGAAAACUCGAGUUCAGAAUCUAUUACAUGGUAUGCAAGAUGUCAUGAACGUUUACAACUCCACCGCAGCUCCUCCUCCAGCGAUUACUGCAGCUCCGGCGGCAGCUAUUCAAGUGGUUUCCUCUACUUCUCAACCUAGUAACGUCAACAUUGGUGUUUCUACUUCAGGCGGCACAGUGCAUCAUAGCAGACCUAGUCUUAUGUCAGCAUCGUUGCCAGGAAACAAAAGAGUUGGAAACUUCACAGCACCUUCUUGUACCACUACUCAUUCUGUAACCAGAAAGCGAAAGAGUCCUGAGGUUUCUCUACGAGGAGAUAUUGCUCCUCUUUCUUCUGUUUCUAAUAAAGGGAUGAAAAAGAUUCCACGAGCUGCUAUGACCACUAACUACUUGACGUUUCAACCGCCGGUGAAUAACAGUGUAGCUAAUGGCUCAUCUGAUCUUCCAUCAACUGUGGCUAAGCGUUUGUGUUACGGAUCAUCAGACAUGUCACCUCCCACCAAUUCAGCUUGUCCGAAGACACCACAGAAGCAAGUAUCUCCUCAGCAAGAAGUUACUCCUCCUACAAACUGCACAAUCCUUACCAAGGAGAGAAUCACGGUCAGUCCUCACAAGCAGAUUGGUUCUUUCACAGUGGAGAGGAGCCGUAUGGUUUCUUCUUUUUCUCCGGUUAAGUCUAAUCUCAAGAUGUCGAGUAAAAGAGAUCAUGUGAAAGGAAGGCUUAACUUUGAUGAUGAAGAUGAAGCCACAAUGAAUUUAGACGCACCUGCUUCUGGAGAUUUGGUUUCGUCUUCUUCAUCUGGCUCUGGCUCUGGCUCUGAAGCAGAAGUUGAUUUGUUUGAUAUAGAUUUUCUGAGUGAAAACUUUCCAUUCUCGGAGGUACUAAAUGAUUUCGAUCUUGGUUAUGAAGGACUACCUGACCCUUGCCUGCCACAACCUUUAAACUUUAACACGGAGACUGCUUCAGGGUCAUCUCCUGGAUCAAUGAAUGAGAAUCUAGCGCCUGACCAGGUCGUGUCUGAGUAUACUUCAACAGUAACAGAAAUGAUUCAAGAAAAAGACAUGAACACACAAGGAUCUGACUCCAUGACUACUGUAAAGUCCAUAACAAAGUGCCUACGAAUCUUGAGUCCUGCCAAGAGUGGAAGACAAAGAAGUCACAACUGAUGGAUUCUGAGAGCUUCAACAUUAACUUAGAUCACAAUCUGUGAGAUGAUGCAAUCUUUCAUUCCUUUUGGUUGGCUCCUAACUAGGUUUACCUUUAAGUGAAUAUAGGUUCUAGAUGCUUUUUACUACCAAAACUAUCUGUAUCAGUCCAAUUACAUCUUCAGCUUCUCAUCGUUUUCAAAGGCUUUCAAUGUAAAGCAGAACCAUUUGAUGAUGUAUUAUGUCAUACUAGGUGAUUUUCC
Molecule: messenger RNA, 1710 nt
Organism: Eruca vesicaria subsp. sativa (arugula)
Lineage: Eukaryota; Viridiplantae; Streptophyta; Magnoliopsida; Brassicales; Brassicaceae
Source: the annotation of a GenBank genome assembly